Molecule: messenger RNA, 4119 nt
Organism: Xiphophorus couchianus (Monterrey platyfish)
Lineage: Eukaryota; Metazoa; Chordata; Actinopteri; Cyprinodontiformes; Poeciliidae
Gene: cpne4a
Product: copine IVa
Exons: 15
Coding region: 521-2179 (552 amino acids)
Biological process (GO): cellular response to calcium ion
Cellular component (GO): plasma membrane
Molecular function (GO): calcium-dependent phospholipid binding
Source: RefSeq, a predicted model, not a curated record
UCUUAUUUUUUUAGAGUUUAAAAAAUAAAAAUAAAAACAUAAAUAUAGAAUUUUCCAAAAUUAUAUGAUCUGGCCGUAAAAGAACAACUUGAGAAGCCUGGACAUUAAAAUAUGACAAAAGACAUUUUAUUUUGGAAAAACGAUUUAAUUCUUUUCUUAAGUUUCCAUUAAUUUACUUGAAAAUGAAAUCAAAAUGCUGCGUUUGUGUUCAGCUCCAACAAGUUCACCGGAUCAUCCGCGCUCGGAGGAAACUGAUUAAUUGUUAAAACAAUCGGUGAAUGACGGACUAAUCGAUUACUGACCUGAUCGCUGGCUGCAGCCCUGUCCUGUGUUUUCCUGUGAAGGUCGGAGGUCAGUGGCGACCAACAGGGUCGACAUGGUAAUGUGAAGGUCGGAGGUCAUCUCGUUCUGCUUUUCAACAUCUUGCUCCGUUUUCCAGAUGAUUUGACCUCAUUUCUGAAACAGGAGGUUCUGACCCACUUCCUGCCUGCGCCUGCAGACUUCCUGUCCCGCCUCCGCCAUGAGUGACAUCUUGGAGUCGGCGGCCGGCUCUCUGGGUCUGUUCAGCAGCUCCUGCCUCACCAAGGUGGAGUUGCGCCUCACUUGUAAGGGCGUCUCGGACCGGGACGCGCUCUCCAGGCCCGACCCCUGCGUCGUGCUCAACAUGCAGUCCCAUGGCCGGUGGAUGGAGGUGGACCGGACGGAGGUGAUCCGCAGCUGCGUCAACCCCACCUACUCCAAGGUCUUCACCUUGGACUUUUAUUUUGAAGAGGUGCAGCGGCUGCGCUUCGAGCUGUUCGACAUCAACAGCCACAACGGGCCGAAGGAGGCCGACUUCCUGGGCUCAGUGGAGUGUACGCUGGGACAGAUCGUCUCUCAGAGGAACCUGACCAAAGCUCUGCUCCGACCUGGAGGAACCGUGGGGAAAACCAUCAUCACGAUCACAGCAGAAGAGCUGACGGGGAACGAUGACUACAUCGAGCUCUCCUUCAGUGCCAGGAAGCUGGACGACAAGGACUUUUUCAGUAAAUCGGAUCCGUUCCUGGAGAUCUACAGAGUGAACGACGACGCCACCAUGCAGCUCGUCUACAGGACGGAGACGGUCAUGAAUAAUCUGAAUCCGGUUUGGAAAACCUUCAAAGUGUCUCUGAACUCGCUCUGCAGCGGAGACCACGACAGGAAGCUGCAGUGCACCGUGUGGGACUGGGACUCCAACGGGAAACACGAUUACAUCGGAGAGUUCGAGGCAUCUUUCAAGGAGAUGAGAGGCGCCAUCGACGGCAGACAGGUCCAGUGGCCGUGCAUGAAUCCCAAAUACAGAACCAAGAAGAAGAACUACAAGAACUCUGGGAUCGUCAUCCUGAACCAGUGCAAGAUCAUCAAGAUGCAUUCCUUCCUGGAUUACAUCAUGGGCGGCUGUCAGAUACAGUUCACUGUGGCCAUCGACUUCACGGCGUCUAACGGUGACCCGCGGAACAGCUGCUCCCUGCACUACAUCCACCCCUUCCAGCCCAACGAGUAUCUGAAGGCGCUGGUGGCCGUGGGCGAGAUCUGCCAGGACUACGACAGUGAUAAAAUGUUCCCAGCGUUUGGCUUCGGAGCCCGGAUCCCUCCAGACUUCAAGGUUUCCCACGACUUCGCUGUGAAUUUCAACAAGGACAACCCGGAGUGUGCUGGUAUCCAGGGUGUGGUGGAGGCGUACCAAGCCUGCCUACCCAAGCUGCAGCUCUACGGCCCCACCAACAUCGCCCCCAUCAUCCAGAAGGUUGCCAAGUCCGCCUCGCAGGAGGUCCACACCAAAGAGGCCAUGCAAUACUUCAUUCUGCUGAUCCUGACUGACGGCGUCAUCACCGACAUGGCCGACACCAGGGAAGCCAUCGUCCAGGCCUCCCAUCUUCCGAUGUCCAUCAUCAUCGUCGGGAUAGGGAACGCUGACUUCGGUGACAUGCAGAUGCUGGAUGGGGAUGACGGGAUCCUGCGGUCGCCCAAAGGAGAACCCGUCCUCCGGGACAUCGUCCAGUUUGUCCCCUUUCGCAACUUUAAACAUGCCUCUCCGGCUGCUCUGGCUAAGAGCGUCUUAGCAGAAGUGCCCAAUCAGGUGGUUGACUACUACAACAGCAAGGGCAUCAAGCCCAAAGUGCCCAGUGAAUACCAGUCUUCCAGGCCGUUCGGCCCCUGAACCUCAGCACCACAGCAGACCAACCUCACAAAAUGUUUACUGUCUUGUGUUUUUUUGUCAAAGCGGAUGCUAAAGAUGAUGCACGCAGUAUUUACCCAUGAGGCAUUGGGGCCAUCUAUCCUUGAACCAGUUGGCCUUCACAGUUUUGUUCUGAGGGACCAAAUCUAGGAACCCCUUGUUUCCUGCUUUUGCUGCUGCUAGUUUAGAACUUUUAAUGAUGUCAUCAACUGAAACAUUUGCUGCCUUUCAUAUCAAAUAAUAAUUCCCAACGGCAACCCCCUUAAGCUACACUCGUCUUCCUCUUUGGAUGAAGGUGGAGAUGCUUUUCAGGCCUUAUUGUUGAUCAGAGAGCUGCUGUUCUCCUGGUAACUGCUGAAGAUCAUAAGACCUGUAGAUCCAAAGUCCAUCUGGUCCACCCUAGAUAGGCAUCUGAAAGGUUCAGUCAACAUUUCCAUUGAUCAUUUACUUGUUGAGAAGAAACCUCAGUGCAUUGACAGCAAGAGGUUUUGACAUCCCAGAACCAAGAACAUAGUUGAACAAAGAAUAGGCAGUUGAACCUUCAGAAGGAGCAGUUUGGCUUCCGUCCUGGCCAGGGAACACUGGACCAGCUCUACACCCUCCGCAGGAGCUCAAGGGCUUAUGGGAGUUUGCCCAACUGGCCCACAUUUGUUUCGUUGAGCUGGAGAAGGGGUUCAACCGUGUCCCUCAUGGGCACCCGUAGGGGUCCCCCACGAGUACAAAAUCCAGGGUCCUUUAUUAGGGAUUCUCUGUACAGGCAUCACUGACACUGAACCAGACCUGUUUGUGGUGCAUGUUGAACUCCGGUGUGGCUGCCAUUUAUCACCAGUCCUGUUCAUGAAGGGCUUGACAUGUGGGAGGCGACGUCGCUCCUUCUCCAUUUAUUUCCUGUGGAACUUGCGCAAUGAGGUGACAAUCACUUGCACUCGUCCAGAGAAAUUUGUACAAUGGAAACAAGUAGACAUGUACACCUGGGCUUUUUGCUACUGUUGCUGUCAUAUUCCUCACAUUGAGCCCAUAACUUGUAUGGACAGGAUUUGUAGGCGUAGCCGAGUGUUGGGAAGGUCUAGUUUGUUAAUCGGUGGAUUUUGUUCCUUGUUUUAUACGAAUGAUGUGGUUCUGCUGGCUCUUUCUGGCCUGGAGCUACAGAAUGCACAGGGAUGGUUCACAGCCAAGUGUGAGGCAGCUGGAAGUCUGAGACAAUGGUUGGAUCAGUUUGGCUUCUCCAGGUUGGAGGGACGUUACUCCCUCAAAUGGAGGAGUUCAUCCAUCUUGUGGUCUUGUUCAUCAGUAAAGGGAGGAUGGAUACGGAGAUUGAUAGACAAAUCAGUGCAGCUGCAGUGCGGACUCUGCACGGGUCCACUGCGGUGAGGACAGAGCUGAGUCGAAAAGCAAGACUUUCCAUUUACCGGUUGGUCUACAGACCAACCCUGACUCUGCACAGUUGGAGAAAUCCUGGCUCUUCUUUACUUACAAGUCAUCACAACCACGAUGACCAGAAAGUCAAACACAUUCCUCAGAGUUUUGUUGUUUUUUUGUAAGUUGGUGUUGGUUCUGUUCAGUAUGCCGGUCCGGUGGAAGCUGAUGGCAGAAGCUGUGAGAGGUCAGAGGUUUCAGAAAUGACAUGUUGGGUACUUGUAGCGUCUUGUCUGAUGGAUUUGACCAGAAUCAGCACUGGACCUUGGGAUCAGUGGACUUUCAGAGGACAUGUCUGCAGGAUCGUUGGAUGGUUGAACUGUUUCUAAGGUCAGGAGGCCAUGACAUCAUCCACUUCCUUUGAGCCAGCUGGACAUGCCACUUCUACAGGAAGUUAUUGACCAUCAGGUGUCAAGCUCCGCCACAAUUCGUAUGACGUCACCAUGUCGGUCCUGAAACUGUGGAAAACAACCUCUGUGGCAUCUUCACAUGAAUCUAUGUAGGAU